This is a messenger RNA of Cinclus cinclus, 1917 nucleotides long. RefSeq names its product BTB domain containing 1 (gene BTBD1). The record is from RefSeq and is a predicted model, not a curated record. The coding region runs from base 1 to 1434 and encodes 477 amino acids. The transcript has 8 exons. Gene Ontology annotation, molecular function: protein binding. NCBI's taxonomy places the organism in Eukaryota, Metazoa, Chordata, Aves, Passeriformes, Cinclidae. Gene Ontology annotation, cellular component: P-body; cytosol. Gene Ontology annotation, biological process: neurogenesis.
AUGGCGGCCGCGGGGGGCGGCCCGGGGGCGGCCGCGGAGACGCCGCCCGCCAGCGCCGCGGGAGUCGCCGCCGCCGAGGCCGGCGCGGUGCUGCAGCGGGAGCCGCUGUACAACUGGCAGGCCACCAAGGGCUCGCUGCGGGAGCGCUUCGCCUUCCUCUUCUCCAACGAGCUGCUCAGCGACGUGCACUUCGUGGUGGGCAAGGGCAGCGCCCGCGGCGGGGCGGCGCCCCCCGGGCCCGGCCAGCAGCGCAUCCCCGCCCACCGGUUCGUGCUGGCGGCCGGCAGCGCCGUGUUCGACGCGAUGUUCAACGGCGGCAUGGCCACCACCUCGGCCGAGAUCGAGCUGCCCGACGUGGAGCCCGCCGCCUUCCUGGCGCUCCUCAGGUUUCUUUAUUCAGAUGAAGUCCAAAUUGGUCCAGAAACAGUCAUGACUACUUUAUACACUGCUAAAAAGUAUGCAGUCCCUGCCCUGGAAGCACAUUGUGUGGAUUUCCUAACAAAGCAUCUCCGAGCAGAUAAUGCCUUUAUGCUGCUUACUCAAGCUCGUUUGUUUGAUGAACCUCAGCUUGCUAGUCUUUGUCUCGACACAAUAGACAAAAGCACUAUGGAUGCCAUAAGUGCAGAAGGCUUUACAGAUAUCGACAUAGACACAUUAUGUGCGGUUCUAGAAAGGGACACUCUCAGUAUUCGGGAAAGUAGGCUCUUUGGAGCUGUUGUUCGCUGGGCAGAAGCAGAAUGUCAAAGACAACAACUGCCUGUGACAUUCGGGAACAAACAAAAAGUCCUUGGAAGAGCUCUUUCCUUAAUCCGUUUUCCAUUAAUGACAAUUGAAGAGUUUGCAGCUGGCCCUGCUCAAUCUGGAAUCUUGUCGGAUCGGGAAGUAGUAAAUCUCUUUCUGCACUUUACUGUCAAUCCUAAACCUAAAGUAGAUUAUAUUGACCGACCAAGGUGUUGCCUUAGAGGAAAAGAAUGCAGCAUUAACAGGUUCCAGCAGGUGGAGAGUCGCUGGGGCUACAGUGGAACAAGUGACCGGAUUAGGUUCACAGUUAACAGAAGAAUUUCUAUAGUGGGAUUUGGAUUAUAUGGAUCUAUUCAUGGACCCACAGACUAUCAAGUUAAUAUACAGAUAAUUGAUUAUGAGAAGAACCAAACGCUGGGACAGAACGACACUGGAUUUAGCUGUGACGGAACAGCCAGUACCUUCAGAGUUAUGUUCAAAGAGCCCAUAGAGAUUCUGCCCACCGUUUGCUACACAGCUUGUGCAACCUUGAAAGGUCCUGAUUCCCACUAUGGAACAAAAGGUUUGAAGAAAGUGAUCCAUGAAUCUCCUACUGCUAGCAAAACAUGCUUUGUCUUUUAUAGUUCACCAGGUAACAACAAUGGUACAUCAAUAGAAGAUGGACAGAUACCAGAAAUAAUAUUUUAUACUUAGUUUCACAUGAUGAUCUGGAAUGUGUUGGUGUCUCAGUGGACUUCAGCUCACUAUUGGCAGCAGUUAAAAAAUUCUGUUAAAUUACUUUAAUGUAUAAAAACAAAACUAAUUUGUUUGAGGGGUACCAGAAAAGCUUUUUUUUCCCUGCAUCAUUAUUGGUAGACUGUAAUUUAGCUUUUCCUCUAAAUGAAAUGUUAAGUGGAAUAAGUACUCUGUAUAUUGAAAAGUUUGUUUUAAGUAGUACCUUAUGGUUAAUUACUUUGUGUUUUCACCCCUUUGUUUCUCAUGUAGUAAAAUUCAGUUUUUGAACUGGAAAAUUACUUGUUAUGAACAACUUGUGUAUGUUUUCUCCAAUCUGUCCUUAAAAGACAGUAAAGUUGCUGCUGUAGUCACAUCUUGCACUUCUUUCCAAAAUGACCUUGGAUUGACCCUAUGGACAUGGACUGCUAUUUUUUGAAGUACAUCAGCAAAGCUGCAUUCAUA